Corticium candelabrum is the source of this 820-nucleotide messenger RNA. Its product is annotated as dnaJ homolog subfamily C member 4-like. NCBI's taxonomy places the organism in Eukaryota, Metazoa, Porifera, Homoscleromorpha, Homosclerophorida, Plakinidae. The transcript has 7 exons. The coding region runs from base 38 to 757 and encodes 239 amino acids. The record is from RefSeq and is a predicted model, not a curated record.
UCUGCCAAAGUACACUGUACGUACAUUAGCUAAAAUUAUGGAGGCUUGCUAUCGUCUAUGUGCGAAGGCAUUUCGACUUGUUCCUAAUCCAAACGUCUGUUUCAAGUGUUUGAGACUGUGCUCAUCGUCAAGAUCUGGAAAACCUAGAGCCGAUGGGAAAUCAUUCUAUGAUAUACUAGACGUUGAAAGCUCUGCCACCAGACAAGAGAUCAGAGAAGCAUUUAUUAUCAAGUCUAAACAGUGCCAUCCAGAUAAAGACCUCACUAACCGACAACUUCAUCAAGAAUUUGUGUUGAUCAAUGAAGCAUAUAAUGUUCUGAAUGAUCCCAUACAACGCAGGAAUUAUGACAUUCAGCUUCGUCACUUGUCGUUUAAUCCAUUAUCACACUAUAGUAGUCAAACAAGUGCAAACACAGUCUAUCACAGGAGUGAACAGUGGAGGGACAUACAGUUCACUCGAGAAGAGUAUUACCGUGACAGACGAAGUCGCAACUUGAAAAUGGCUGGCUUGUUGGUACUUAUCGUGAUCACAGGAGCAAUUGUACAAUAUAAAAGAUUGCAGUCGGCAUAUGAAACUAUUGGGCAGAGGUUAGAUGACCGUUCACGGCAACUAAGUCUUCAAUAUCACAAAGUGCGAGAACAAGCAAGGUCCACUACCACCAGACAACAACUAGACAAUCUGAUAUUACGUCACCAGCAAGACAAAUUGCACAAUGAAGACUGUAAUGAAACCAAUAAAGACACAAGAAACCCAUAGUCAAUUCUCUGUACAAAACUAUUUGUUGAAACGUACAACAUACUAUUAAAUACAUCUCCCUUG